GACAUUAGUUCGACGUUCGUUGUGCUCUUUUAGCAACAGAGAAGACGGCUUUUCCUGUUGCUCGUCGUUCCUCGACUGUCCCUCUUCUUCUUUCUCUCUCUCUCUCUCUCUCUCUCUCUCCUGCUCCUUCCUGAUCGAUCUCUGGGCUCUCAAGUUCCUCGACGAGGAUCAUCGAUACACGUCUUGGCAGUAGUCGACCACCGUGGUACGCGAUUCAUCGACGUCCCUGGGGUAACCGCGAUCAUCGGCGCGUCACCGACCCAACCGGAGGCCGAGAUCUUUGCUCCGAGAUAAAGGGAGAGAAGUCGAGAUUAACGAUAUCUACGGAGAGAUCAAAAGGACGAGAUACGAGGAAAGAGAAGCGAAAGGAUGGAGGCGGUGUUGCUCUAGCAGUCGGCAGGAAGCAAUCUUCGAAAGUGUUUGACAGACAGCGAUAGGUGUUGGAGAGUUGUUCCGUGAGCCACGGAAGAAGCUCGAGCUCGAUUCGAUAGAGAUUGCAGAGCGGCCCUCACGAGGAAAGGGUGCUCGCGUUUGAUGAAUCCGUCGCGGGCCAACCUAGUUAUGUUCUCGAUCGAGUACAGCAAGCAAUUCCUGAGUUACCGUAUACUCAAGUCGAACCGGUUCAAGUACAUCUGACGAUACGGACUCGGACUAAGUGUGAUAAAAGGGUGCGCGCUACGGCGAGAGUGUGUAUGUGAGUGUACUGAGCCGUUCUCGACUUGUCGUUGGCAACGGUGUUCAGGGAAAGGAAUCGGAAAUAUAGGCAGGAUCAGGAGAGAGCCCGCGAGCCGGCAAGACCUGGAAAGUCUUGUUCGCGAUUUUCACCGAUGCGUCGAUUUUCUCUGUUCGUUACCGAUUGAGAUAAACGAGGCGUCGCCUUCGAGACCCGUUGAUAACACGACACCAUCGAAGGCGUUCGAAAUCGCGAAGGGAGGGAAUCCGAUUCCGAUCAACAGGUUGCACGAGUCGAUUACACCCCGAUAAAAUAUAAACGAACCGAUGAAACCAAAUUAUACUCCUCAAAAAUAAACGGAACGACAGAGGUGACGACCGAAAUUCUCUCCGCGGAGAAUACGAGCGUUCCACCAUCUUUUCCUCAAUUUUUCAAAUCCAUUGACAAAUCCUUCCGUUAACGAUCAAAAAAUUCUCACUGAUCGAAACGAAGAAGAAAUUUGCACGUCUGUCGAUCGAGUCGGCGAGUUCGCCAACGUAUAUAAAUUAAAUUAAAGGGGAGAAGGUACAACAAAGAAUAAAAAAAUGAUCGUUUACGUUUCGGGUAGAAUGCCAAGCCACGUUGCUCCGUACGGCUCCAUUCGUUAUCCGAGCACACUGCUGGGCGCGGUACCGGGAUUAUACAGCCCGAUUUCCGGUUAUUCGACCAAUCCCAACUCCAACUACUACGGGAGCUUCAGCCUGCAUCAGCAACCACCGCUGGACCUUCCGGUUUGGCCACGAAGCAUGCCGGUGGAGGAGGAACUUGCAACUACCCCGUCGACCGCGAUACCGGGCUUGAGAGUCUCGCCGGAUGGCUUGCCAAAUGGUGGACCACCGAGUCCAGCUCACAGCGACUCGGAUGCUUCUAGUUCCAGCUUGGAACUUGGAUCCAUUCGACGUGGCGAGAAUGCUCAACUAAAAUGCAGAUGGCAAAAUUGUGGUCGUUGGUUCACGUCCUUGGAACAGCUGGCAGGACACGUUGCGCGACUCCACGCUGCGCCGGGACCACGCGGACUUUUCUACUGUGGUUGGGAAGGGUGCGCCAGAGGUGAACGUGGCUUUAACGCUAGGUAUAAGAUGCUGGUUCACGUCCGAACGCACACGAACGAGAAACCACACCACUGUUUCCAAUGCGACAAAAGCUUCAGUAGAGCGGAAAACCUCAAGAUUCACGCCCGUUCUCACACGGGUGAACGGCCGUACGUCUGCCCCGUCGAAGGCUGCAACAAAGCUUACUCCAACUCUUCCGACAGGUUCAAGCACACCAGGACUCAUGCCGUGGACAAACCUUAUUGCUGCAAGGUUCCUGGCUGUCCGAAAAGGUACACCGAUCCCUCCUCUUUGCGCAAGCACGUGAAAACCUACAGACACUACGUGAACAACAAUGACAAGGUGCAAGAGAAGAGCUUCGAGGAGAAUAACUCGCAGGAAAAGGCAAGAUUUGACACGGUAUCGCCGGAGAAGCAGAGCAGCAGUACUCACUCUGAGUCGUCCGACAAAAAGGACAGCAGCAUCGAGAGCAGCAUGUCAGGAUCGAGUCCGAAAGCUAGCAACAGCUUCGAGGAGCAGAGGAACUUCGUCGAGUGGAACAAUAUGUACAAUCUUCAAGAUCAACGCAAAGAACAGGAGCAGAUCACGCCGAGGAAAACCUACGAGCAGGAAGUGAAAGUCUAUCCAAGGGUUUACGACGAGAAUUAUAUAAUACCAGAGAGAAUUCAGGUUAAUCCUAUGUACGUUUCCAACAACUCGAUCAUCAAAGAGAGUCCACCACAGUCGGUGCAGUCGGUUUCGCCGCAGACCAGUCCGCAUCACGUCCCGGACACGUUGUCUCGCAUCGGGAUGCAAUCAACGCCCAUUAAGGUCGAAGAAACGAUCGAAUGCCCCAGUAAAAUCAGCACGGUCGACUACAGGAACAUCGAGUCCAUUAUCAACAGCACACCCUGCAAAAAAGAAAACGUCGUCAUUUGCGAUCCAGUGAGACAUUCUGUGAUAAAGCGAGCGGAAGAUUUAAAAAUGGAGGUGGAGCAAAUACCGACCAAGGAAGAUAUCUGCAAAGACACCAGCGAUUGCUGUUGCCGUCACAAAUGCUGCGUGCACAGUAACGACAACAUCAUGGAGAAAACGAAGAUCUUGUCGGAUUUGAUCCUCAAAACGCAGAAUCCACUGUUCAGACACCUGCUUGGCACGGUGGAUCUGCAAUACGGGCUGCAGAACAUGUGGGGCAACAUCGUGGACACGAACAACACCUGCGGACAAGAUCUACGAGUUAAGAACGAGAACGUGGUAGAGAUGGAGCAGGAUCUUCCAUUGGAUUUAACAAUCAAUAAGUAAGUAAUUUCAGGUAGUAGUGAAGUUAGCUUUUCAAGGGGUAAAAUUUGAACGCUCAGGAUUCUGCAGGCAUACAUUUUCUCUGCGAAUUGAUACGUGUUUUUGAUUUUAAAAACGUUAAAAUCGGCUUAAGCGACCGACCGUGGCCGAUGUUCGAACAUUAUUUUUGGGGGUCGUCCUGGAACGUCGAGGAUCUCCGAUCCUCUUCAGAGAGAUUAUAAAGAUAAUCUGAAAACUCGUAACUUUUUAUUUGAUAUUAUUGUAAAUCCAGGACGAUAUUGAAUAUUAAUAAACAUGAAUUUCUACUCGAGCUACGGACGGUUAUUAGUUCCGCAAUUUUAUAUCAAAUUAAUUUUUUUGAGAUUAGUGAGGAAGAUUCGAGGAUUAUUAUUUUUUGCAUAGUUUAUUUAAUUCAAUGAUAAUUAGAAACAGUUGGUUUAUAAAAAUCGGGGGAGAUGAAAUAUACCGGUGAGAAGGAAGAUUAUUAUUAAAGAAGAGAAAGUUGUCUGUUUUCAUUAGACUGUGAAACCAAAUAUAUUAUAAUACGUUAACGUAUGUCAUAUGAAUAAAGUCAGUCAAAGUAGAAACAGUUUCAUGUCGAAUGAGAUUUGCUCAAUCUUAAUUCGUUAGUAAUUCCUUUAGCAACGUAAUUAGAAAACCUCAAUUUUAGAUUUACGCGUAGUUUGAUCAAUCGGCUAGAACAAAACUUUCAUCCAUACUUGUACAUACAUACAAUGACAUCUUCGUAUCCUCCACAGUAUUAAUUCUAUGGUUUUCCACGCAUAUCGAAAUUCGUGGAUAGCAAACACUAUUAUAUGCAUAUAUACAUCUAUUUCAAUAUUAAAUUAUAAUAUAAAUUUAUUAGUUUAUUAUACAUACUUGGACAUUACUGAAGAUGCUAUUAAUGCGUGUUUCAAAACUUUUGUUCUGAUAUUCUAAAUCAAUCGAAAAUGUUACAUUUUAUAUGGAUUAAGCGACUAACAGAUAAUUACUUAUAAUGCCUGACUACUAUGGAUAAUAACUAAAAUGGUCACGCAGCUUGAUACAUAUUGAUUAAUUUAUUAAAUUCAGCAAAAUUAUGAAUAAAGUUAUAGAUUUAAGUUUUAGUCACUAAUUAAAGUGCACGAUUUGUCGUUAUUCACAAUGGUCGGACAUUAUAAAUAAUGUUUUAUCAAAAUUAAUCACUUAAUCCAUAACAUAUAAAUGUAUUAAAUUGAGUUUUCCGUAAAUAUGUCAAACUUGUUAGCUUAGACAGACUUGUUAAAGAUAGAUUAUGUAUUGUAACGCAAUUUUUUCAAAUCGUGGUCAACCUUGAAUGAAACUGUGGAUACGAAAAUCUUAUUGUAUAUUAGACCAAAAUCUAACAAGCAAAUGAGUAAAGUAAACGAGAAUAUGAAAGGUAAAUGUUUCAUAAAAUCAAAUAACGUUAGUUGGAUAGAUUGUUGUAUCAUAAUGCGUUUGAAAGAAGUAAUCCGGUAUGUUAUGUUUAACAUCUAUGUAUAAUAUGUAUAUAAAGAUGUGUUAUGUAUAAACUAUUCAAGAUGUUCGACGUAUGAAGGAAAGUACGUGCGUUUCUACAAUGAAAAGAGCAUGUUUAACGACAUUAAACUAUUCAAUAAAAACAUUAUUUAUGUAAAAAAA
Frieseomelitta varia is the source of this 4683-nucleotide messenger RNA. Its product is annotated as zinc finger protein GLI1-like. Gene Ontology annotation, molecular function: DNA-binding transcription factor activity, RNA polymerase II-specific; zinc ion binding; RNA polymerase II cis-regulatory region sequence-specific DNA binding. The record is from RefSeq and is a predicted model, not a curated record. The transcript has 3 exons. Bases 1258 to 3045 code for a protein of 595 amino acids. Gene Ontology annotation, biological process: regulation of transcription by RNA polymerase II; smoothened signaling pathway. Gene Ontology annotation, cellular component: nucleus. Lineage: Eukaryota; Metazoa; Arthropoda; Insecta; Hymenoptera; Apidae.